CAAUUCAACACCAACCUCCCAGACUCCAUCCAAAAUGGAAACCCCGCUCCCAGCAGCCGAUACCCCGGCCGAUCAACCCCCGGUCCUCAACUACAUCCUCUCCUUCCUCCUCGUCGGCGUCGCCUGGGGCUUCACCACCCCCUUCAUCCGCCGCGCCGCCGCCGACUUCAACGCGCGCCAGGAGGCGCGAACCGGGCUGUCGCAAGGCGAGCACGACCCUGCUACUGCUAUUUCUACCUCCUCAAACACCUACGGCAAUAGCGACCACGAGAGCGACGACGAAACCGUGCCCCUGAACCCAAUCUCUACCUCCGAACACAACCGUCCUUCACCCGACAGCAGCAACAAUAGCCACGACAACGACAGCGCCAGCGAAACCGACCUCCCCCCACCCCCGCCAUCCCAACAACCCGUCUGGAUGCGUCAGCAGUCUUCAGUGCAUCAUGCGCAACCACAAAAAUCCUGGCUACGGACGAAAAUCGUCUCGGUGUUCUGGACGGUGGUCAACCUCCUCCGGACGCCGGCGUACUCGGUGCCGUUGGUGGUGAACCUGACAGGGAGUAUUUGGUUCUUUCUGUUGGUGGGGAAGCAUGAACUCUCCCUCACGGUGCCGUUGGCCAAUUCGAGCGCGUUCCUAUUUACGGUGCUGGGCGAGUGGUACGUCGAGCGGAAGGUGAUCGCUCGGGAGACGUGGCUGGGGAUGGCGUUGGUGUUGGCGGGGAUUGCGAUUUGCGUGGUGUCGAAAUCGUAGGGUUGGC
Molecule: messenger RNA, 758 nt
Organism: Aspergillus aculeatinus CBS 121060
Lineage: Eukaryota; Fungi; Ascomycota; Eurotiomycetes; Eurotiales; Aspergillaceae
Exons: 2
Coding region: 35-751 (238 amino acids)
Source: RefSeq, a predicted model, not a curated record